Pungitius pungitius (ninespine stickleback) is the source of this 2179-nucleotide messenger RNA. It is a transcript of the gene sox1b, whose product is annotated as SRY-box transcription factor 1b. The transcript has a single exon. Bases 554 to 1618 code for a protein of 354 amino acids. Gene Ontology annotation, biological process: cell differentiation; anatomical structure morphogenesis; regulation of DNA-templated transcription. The record is from RefSeq and is a predicted model, not a curated record. NCBI's taxonomy places the organism in Eukaryota, Metazoa, Chordata, Actinopteri, Perciformes, Gasterosteidae. Gene Ontology annotation, molecular function: RNA polymerase II cis-regulatory region sequence-specific DNA binding; DNA-binding transcription factor activity, RNA polymerase II-specific.
CUUGCACUGAGACUAGAUGGUGGGAAUUAAACUGUUUGCAUGUUGCGUAUGUUUUUCUUUUUUUUUCUUCUUUUUUUUUGGCUCCACGCAAAAAAAAAAAAGAUGACAGAGGGAGUCAUUUUUAGUUCUCGCGCUCCGACGUCACCAGAACCUCGAGCGCCUGCAUGCAAAUCACGUCUCCACCGAAGCCUCUCCAUUGGCCGCCUGGCGCUCAUUUAGCUGCUGUCACAGCGCGCGGCCCGAGCACGCUCCGGAAACUUUUCCCAGUACAGCUUCAGCCAAAGUGAGCCCGAGCGACCGGUUCCUAUCACUGUGGGCGCUCGCUGAUCUGAUCGACAGGGCGGGGGAGGGAGGGGGGGGACGAGAGGCGAGAAAGAAAAGGGGAACAAGUUGACCUCUGGGUGGAUUUGACCCUGAGAGCGCAGCGUCUUCGCGUCCCUCCGCGCGUCUUUUCACACUCGUUUUGUCGCUCUGUUGCUCGGAGGUCCAGCGGGCCAGACUGAAUGAGUCUGGGUGUUUGACGGAGCAGUGUUGUCCUACCAAGACCGGGUGAAUGUACAGCAUAAUGAUGGAGACGGACUUACACUCCCCCGUGGUGCCCCAGACCAACCCGGCGAACCCGGGGGGACACGCGGGCGGAGCGGGCGGGGGGCCCGGCGGCAAAGUCCCGCAGGACAGGAUCAAGAGACCCAUGAACGCCUUCAUGGUCUGGUCCCGGGGCCAGCGGAGGAAAAUGGCCCAGGAGAACCCCAAGAUGCACAACUCCGAGAUCAGCAAGCGGCUGGGCGCCGAGUGGAAGGUGAUGACCGAGGCGGAGAAGAGACCCUUCAUCGACGAGGCGAAGCGGCUGCGGGCCAUGCACAUGAAGGAGCACCCGGACUACAAGUACCGGCCGCGCAGGAAGACCAAGACGCUGCUGAAGAAGGACAAGUACUCGCUGGCCGGCGGGCUCCUCGGCUCCCCGGUGGGUGUCGGGAUGGGGGGAGGACAGAGGCUGGAGAGUCCCGGCGGGGGCCACGUCGGGGGAAAUAUGGGCUACGCCACGCACGUCAACGGCUGGGCGAACGGCGCGUACUCGGGCCAGGUGGCGGCCGCGGCCGCGGCGGCUCACGCGAUGAUGCAGGAGGCGCAGCUGGCGUACACGCAGCACCCGGGCUCCGGAGGACACCCGCACCAUCACCCGCACCACCACCCGCACCACCACCCGCACCACAACCCGCAGCCCGUGCACAGGUACGACAUGAGCGCGCUGUCCUACAGCCCCAUCUCGAACUCCCAGGGCUACAUGAGCGCGUCCCCGCCGGGCUACGGCGGGAUCACCGGCUACACCCACCAGCACCAAAGCUCCGGCGUCUCCCCGGUGUCCGGGACGAUCGGAGGGACUCUGGGGUCCCUGGUGAAAUCGGAGCCCAGCGUGAGCCCCCCGGUGUCCGCGGCGCGCGGACCGCCCCCGUGCCCCGCGGGGGACCUGCGGGACAUGAUCAGCAUGUAUCUGCCAUCCGGAGAGGUGGCGGGGGACGCCGCGGUGCACAGCAGACUACACGUGCUCCACCCGCAGCACUACCAGAGCAGCGGCUCCACUCCGGUAAACGGGACGGUUCCUCUGACUCAUAUUUAAAUCUCUAAAUGUACUAAAGGCACUACAGACCACAACCAAAUAUUUAAAAAAAAAAACUAGAUGUGGGCGCAGGCUGCUGAGGAAUUGUAAAUUAUAGGCGGUUACAGCCAUAAAAAUGCAAUCACUUUGAACAAACUUUUUUUAUUGUCGUUUUUAUUUUCUUUCAGUGAUGGAUUUUUGUCUGUCCGAGCUAAGGAAAGCGCACCCAAUCUACUUUUGCUCUCUGGAACAGAGCAUGCCAAGUUUUGACACGAUUUAAAUUAUAAUCCGUGAAGGCUGGCGCAUUUUGAAGGUUAUUUUUUUUCCGACUUUUCUGUGGAAAAUUAAAGGCACCAGCUGUGUGUUUGGAGGGUCCCGAAAACCUGUUUAAAGAGGGAACCGUAUAAUUAAUGGAGGGCGGUGUGGAAGAUGUGUUAUAAACAAAAAAAAGUUUCAAGGCUGCAAUUUAAAUUGAUUUCCAGUUUUAAUGCUUGUAAACAUGUGAGUCAGUCGGUGUAAUUUGAAUUUGUUUUGUUGUUGUAAAAUCUUGUAAAUUGUGAAUAAAUAGGCCUACUGAAAACA